Molecule: messenger RNA, 3848 nt
Organism: Anguilla rostrata (American eel)
Lineage: Eukaryota; Metazoa; Chordata; Actinopteri; Anguilliformes; Anguillidae
Product: polymeric immunoglobulin receptor-like
Exons: 15
Coding region: 2090-3784 (564 amino acids)
Cellular component (GO): plasma membrane
Molecular function (GO): transmembrane signaling receptor activity
Source: RefSeq, a predicted model, not a curated record
AACCCAAUGUGUAACAUCAAGAGCACUAUGCACAUCUCUUCCAGUUAGCACAGCAACCACAUCAGCUACAGCCACCAAGCCUUCAACCUCAAAGAUGUUGGCAAUCACAAUACCUCGGUCAUCUCUUCCACUCACAACCACUUACAACAAUAGCCCUUCAGACCUCAUAAUCGUCCUGAUGACAUCAGGGAUACUGUUGCUGGCGGCAGCUGUUGCUACCAUUACCUGGAAGCUGUGGAAGAAACUCAAGAGCGUCCAGGCGAACGCAAGAACAAGAGAGGACAGGAGAAACGAGGUGACAACUGUAGACUCUGAGGAUGAAGCGACCUACAGCACAGUGUUCACCAAGACACAGUCAUCAUCACACAGAAUAAGUCCACCUCAGUCACAGUCAUCUGAAAGCUCUGCAGAUGAGGUCAUGUACUGCUCAGUCAUCCUGAAAAAUCCACAGGCCACACACACCCCUAACCAGUCUCCAGCAGGAACAGCCGAUGAUGUGAUUUACAGCUCAGUAGCCCAGCAGAAAUAGUGAUUACAGACACAUGGUGGCUGUCGUAAAGGGUUCACACUCUACUGUUUGAGUAGCGCUAAGAAUAAUCACAACUGUUUGACCGUCUUUUCCUCUGUGGGGUUUCGGUUCCUGAAUGUCAGAUCUUCAGUGAAGCAGGAACUUCUUGCAUGGCAAACUCUAUCUGCAAAUUCUACUCAUAUUCCACUGAUGGUUUAAUUUCACACAGACCGGGACAUUCAGUAAUUAUGACCACACAGGUUUCACCUGCCAAUAUUUAAUGCAUUUAAACAGUGUAGGCUGAUAUUAAAGAAGUUGUAAGCCAUGCAGCACAGUAUAGAAAUAGUAGAUCUGACUGACUGAAUGCCUUUGGGUGUUCAUUUGGGGCAUUUAUUCUUCAUGCCAUUCUUAGCUAUUUCUGAUGUAAUGUGACCGGAGAAUAAAUCACCCUUUAACAGACAAGUAAAGCGUCAGAUUACGAGUAAUUAGCAGCUUGUUGUUGGAUUAAAGCUAAUUCUGGGCGUAAUACUCUUCAGUUUUGCUCUUUGCCCAAGAAAUAUCAACCCCUUAAAUCAUAUAAGAUACUUAUCUUAAGGCUCUGUGACUCAUGGGAGUUGCAUUUAAUUAUCUUUAUAAACUUUCCUUCAUUCCUUUCACUGGUUGUAGGACCUUUAUUCGUUGUGCUAAAGGGUUUUCAUAUUUUAACCCAAAUUGUAUUGAUAUGUAUGCGUGAAUGUUCCCCGUCAGCUCAAUAGGGGGCAGCAAGGAGUCUGAAGACAGAAAUUGGGAUGGCAGGUAUGCCAUCCCGCCAAGUUACGCCUUGGCGGGGGCAUGCCCCAUACCUAUACAGCACAGAGAGUUUGGCAUUCUGUUUACAUCACUGAACUGUAUAAGAAGAGUUCAUUGGUUUAUAUGCACAAGGGAAGAGUCCCGGAUGCUCUGCAACGUGAGGAACCUGAGGAUUCCCAUCAAAUGCAGCCAUUUAGCCCAUUUCAAAUGUUUGACUCUGCUGCCCUCUGCUGGAUCAAAAAGGAUACUUUCAAUUUCGCUACGUAAUAAUGUACUGAUUCCCUCUGCUGGACAAACUAAAAAUGUUCAUAUCUUUGCUAGAUGAUUAAAUUAAUGUGGUACAGCUGACUGGCACAAAAAAAAGUAUAAUUCUAAGUUGUUCAUAUCUUCAUGUAUGUGAGAACUCUGGAUUCUGCAUUCAAAAGCCAACAAACUGGGGAGCUCAAUAUUUACGACAUGCUCAGAGGUCCUGUAUUGUAUCAUAUUCAAUCGGUAAAAGAUUUCUUGGCUGAAAGCUGACUUUUAUCCCCGUUUUAUAUAUAUUAUGAAGUUAGAAAUAUAAUACAUAAAGAUGAUAAUAAAUAAAACAACUAAUAGUGAAUAGAUAAUUCAUAAAGAUGCAGGAAAUGAUAAUGAUAGAUAUCCUGCUCUGGCCACUGAGAGAGCACAGACUGCAGAGCAUGAGGGACCAAAGAGGUGGGGACUGAGAGGAACAGGAAGUGAGAAUCAUGUUAAAACGAGCUGAACCCUCUUACGGAUAUACACACACACACACAAACAAGCAUCAGGCAUAUGGCUACCACUCAGCUACUCUUCCUCUCCAUCAUCUUCCUCCCUGUACUGCCAGGUGCUGACGCUGUGUCCACAGUGAGUAAUGUAACUGUACAGACAGGAAGAUCUGUCACCAUCCCAUGUCACUAUGAUAAGAUAUAUGAAAACAAUGUGAAAUACUGGUGUCGGGGGUCAGAUUGGGAUGCGUGUCGUACUCUAGUACGCACUGACUCUCCAGAAGUCGAAGGUGAAACAUCAAUCACUGAUGACCCCACCCAUGAAGUCUUCACUGUUACCAUGUCAAAGCUGAAGACAGAGGACUCUGGAUACUACUGGUGUUAUGUAGAGAUUGAUUGGGGUUAUGAUAAGGGCACACGUCUGUACCUGGAUGUCAGUGCAGAAUCUCCUGGACUCUGGGUUGACCAGCAGGAGGUGACCGGUGUGGAAGGGGGCCAUGUCAGUGUGCAGUGUCACACUAUUUAUCCAAGCAGCAUGAAGAAGUGGUGCAGGGCUGAGGGCUCCUGUGUGGAAGUGAAUUCUGCUAAACCUGGAAGAUCAGAGAUCAAAGAUAACCACUCUGAAAAUGUCUUCAUUGUGAUGAUGAGGGAGCUGAACAGAGAGGACACAGGCUGGUAUUGGUGUGCUACUGGACAACUACAAAUCCCUGUACACAUCACUGUCUUUCAGAAAACUACUACUACCACAGUCACCACAAGUGCUGAUUCUGUGUCCACAGUGAGUAAAGUAGCUGUACAGAGCGGAAGAUCUGUCACCAUCCCAUGUCACUAUGAUAAGAAAUAUGAAAAGCAUGUGAAAUACUGGUGUCGGGAGUCAGAUUGGCGCAUGUGUCGUAUUGUAGUACACACUGACUUUCCAAAAGUCAAAGGUGAAACAUCAAUCACUGAUGACCCCACCCAUCAUGUCUUCACUGUUACCAUAAAAUAUCUGACGGGGCGGGACACUGGAUAUUACUGGUGUUGUGUAGAGAUCAAGGGGGUUGGUGAUGAGCGCAAAUUUCUGUACCUGGAUGUCACUGCAGGCACUCCUGGUCUCUGGGUUGACCAGCAGGAGGUGACCGGUGUGGAAGGGGGCCAUGCCAGUGUACAGUGUCACACUAAUUAUCCAAGCAGCAUGAAGAAGUGGUGCAGGGCUGAGGGCUCCUGUGUGACAGUGAAUUCUGCUAAAUCUGGAAGAUCAGAGAUCAAAGAUGACCGCUCUGAAAAUGUCUUCAUUGUGACAAUGAGGGAGCUGAACAGGGAGGAUGCUGGCUGGUAUUGGUGUGCUGCUGGAGAACUACAGAUCCCUGUUCACAUCACUGUCACUCAGAAAACUACUACUACCACAGUCACCACAACAACCCAAUGUGUAACAUCAAGAGCACUAUGCACAUCUCUUCCAGUUAGCACAGCAACCACAUCAGCUACAGCCACCAAGCUUUCAACCUCAAAGAUGUUGGCAGUCACAAUACCUUGGUCAUCUCUUCCACCCACAACCACUUACAACAAUAGUGCACUGACGAGCUUGGAACGGACUCUGGGGCCGCUACGCCACACCGGGGUUGCCUUGGUGUUCCUCAUAUGCUCCGCCGUCGCCUUUUGGAAGAUUUGGCGAUACCGCAUAGGAGCGCAGCACUCGAGAAAGAAUAGAGAAGACGUGGGACGUUACGCAAAUAACACCGCAGAGCCCUGCAAUCUACUGACCAUGGAUGUGAUGUAGAUCCGCUCUGAUGUCAUCAUCGCCAGAAUCGUUCCAGCCUCAGCUUUAACGCCUCAAUAUCUGU